AUGGAAACUGCGGACAUCGACUCACACCGAUCCUUGGCAUGGCUGUGGCAAACAGUGGCAGCGACCUGCUGCUGGGCUGUGAGCGAUGUCAUUUGUGAUGCCUGCAUACGCCCUCCUGCUGCCGUGGAGGAUGUAGACCCAUCACCGCCCACUCCAGAGCGAAAAAGCAACCUGCGGCGGCGGCGGCCCAAACCGCUAAGUGAUAAUAUUUCCGAAGAGCCGGCCAAACCUUUGAGAAGGGUAAACUCACCACGGCUGCGGCCAUGCACACAGCUGGUUCCCGAAGUGCCAGCUUUGGAUUGGUCGCUUGAUGGUGCGAGGGAGGAUCUAGAUCGCCUGACGCCCGAGCAGAAUGCUUUGAUGAGCGGCUUUGUAGCACUCAUCACGGCAGCAGCUUGCAAUCUGAUAACUGUGCCUAUGUCUCUUAGCUCUACGCGGCUUGCCCUAGCUGGGGUGGGCGGCUUUUUCCACUUCACAGCGUAUCUUUGUACAUUGUGUGCAUUCACGUCUGCUUCCAGCACUGUCAUCACGCCGUUGAUGCAGCUCUCGGCCCUGUGGAUGCUUCCCUUCUCCACCAGUGCGGCCACCUUGGGCUUCGCCCCUGUCAUCCGCCCACUUCAUUUGGUGGCAGUACUGCUGAUUUGUGUCGGAGGCUUUUUGCCUGCAGCUGAUGGUUGCCUUUCCUCAGUGGCUACCGGGAAGUUCUGGCAGCAAAGGGCUGUCAGAUUCGUGGUAUUGGGGGAAUUCCUCAUUUGCUGCUACAAUGUGAUACUCCACCAGGCAACUUUUGCUGAAGGUAAUGAUUCUGAUUCUGAGCUUGCAACACAUCCGCUUCAGUUCUUUCUGGCCAGCCGUGUUGCAAAUGGCCUGACCUGUGCAAUGCUUUUCUUGGCAAUCCCUUUCUUGCGUCAACACCUAUGGGCCUUGCGGAAGGUGAAGCGGCGAUUUUUUGCCACCGCCUUUCUGGGGGAAUGCCUGUCAAUGACAGGAGUUUGCUUGGUCACCUUUUCGUAUUCUGGCUUCUAUGAGCCUUCGGUUGUCAAUGCAGUUGAAGGUGGAUUGCAGCAGCUCUUCAAUUUGCUUUUUGCAGUGAUCUCACAUCGGCUGCUUGGUCUUGGCCGUGGAGUGGAGCAGGUGCCCGUAAAAUGCGCACGUUGUGGGCCUGAGCUUCAGCCGCGCAAACUGGUGCAUGCAUUGAAUGCAGAGCCGGCAUUGAAAGUGAAGGAUGCCAACAACGAGCGUCUCCUGCAAUUGCGGCUGCAAACAACUACCAUGAGCUCCUUUGCGGAGCUACAGAAUUGCAUUCGGCGCUGGCCAGGUACGGCUUGUGCUGUGGCGGCAGUUGGCUUGGCCGGAGUUGGACGCAACGUCCAGCUGGUUGCCCCUUACCGGGAGGCUUAUGGGACAAAGGAUGCCCUAGUCGCGCGGACCCGGCCAAAGUCCAACGGAGGUGUUGGGCCUUUACAUACGUUCAAAGUGGAGACCUUCACUACAGCUGUGGUGAUAGAACCUGUGAUUGAGCGCUUGCUGAAAUACCAGCCAGAGUCCAGUGUCAUGCUUGAGUUGCAAACUCCAGCAGAGUGCCCUGAGUUUGCCAAAUCUGCAGUAGCCUUUGACACAGAGGUGGGCCUUGCCGAACGCUUCUGCGGAGCUCUGGCAGCGUUGGCACCUGCCACUGCGGACUGUGGCGCGACAGCUUCCUGCCUCUUGGCGAAAGAGCUCAUGUCGCGGCAUCCAAAGGCUGCCGACAUGCAGGUGGCUGGUUGCAAAGUGUCAGGGGCCUCAAUUUGGGCAUUUGAGCCGCCAUACCACGGUACCAUCCAGGCCAUUCCAGGCGAAGAUGUGCUUGAUGAGGAGGCAGCACAGGCGGAAAUGCUGCAGAAAGCCAAGGCUGUGCCCUUGACACCGUUGCCUUUCGAGGUCACAGAGGAAGCACCAGCAAAGAUUGGCCGCAUCCGGAUUCUGCGCUGUUUUGGCAGAACUGUGUUUGUUGGGCCCCACUGGUGUUGUUCCUUCGUCAUGCUGGGAGUCAUUUUGGCGAUUGGCUCUUCUUUCACUUCGUACAACCGCACCAAGGGCAGUUUGCUGCAUAGUGUCCUGGGACUUGUGGCGACAUUGGCAUCUGCACUGUCCUUCUUGGCUUGUGCUCUGUCGAGUCCUGGCAUCCUCAAGCCAUCUCCUGGUAGUGCAGGAGGUUCAGGGCAUCCAGAGCAGUUUUUCGCAUCCAACGGCAAGAGGCAUUGCAAUGCUUGCGACCUGAAGCAACCAGCUGGUGUUCUGCAUUGCGACUAUUGCCAUGUUUGCAUCAUUGGCUGGGAUCAUCAUUGUCCCUGGAUGAACAAAUGUAUCGGUGAGGGCAAUUUGUUCUUCUUCAACUCUUUCCUUGGAGUCAGUCUGAGCUCUUUGGGCUACAUCGUCUUGGCCACGAUGCUCAGCAACUGGCUCUCCCAUUGCCAGCAGCGGCUCUCCACACAGCAAUGCUGUGCUGCAAUGGAGGCCAUCACUGCCGCCAUGCGACGGCACAACAGCAACGCAGCUGUGCAGGAGGCAGGAGCUGCGGCGAUGAGUGGAACAGCUGGCUGGGCGGAGCUGCAAGCAGCAGCAGCAACCAACGGUGCAGUGGAGGAAGUCGUGGGGGUACAUGCCCCAGUAUGCAGAUGUUUGCGAGCUUUUGGCUUCAGGUUGCGGUGCGUUGGCAGGCCGCGCUAA
Molecule: messenger RNA, 2709 nt
Organism: Cladocopium goreaui
Lineage: Eukaryota; Dinophyceae; Suessiales; Symbiodiniaceae
Source: the annotation of a GenBank genome assembly